This is a messenger RNA of Zasmidium cellare ATCC 36951, 582 nucleotides long. RefSeq lists its product as uncharacterized. The annotation marks the transcript as partial. Gene Ontology annotation, cellular component: membrane. The transcript has a single exon. The record is from RefSeq and is a predicted model, not a curated record. NCBI's taxonomy places the organism in Eukaryota, Fungi, Ascomycota, Dothideomycetes, Mycosphaerellales, Mycosphaerellaceae.
GGCAAGCUCAAGGGAAAGGUCGUUUGCAUCACUGGAGCCAGCUCUGGAAUCGGACGAACGAGUUGCCUGGCCUUUGCCCAUGCUGGCGCCAGCGUAGCUUGUGUCGCCCGCCGCAAGGAUCGACUAGAUACCCUCGUAGAAGAGAUCAAGCAGAAGUACAACGUGCCGGUAGCUGCGAUUCCCGCCGAUCUCUUCGACCCGGAGGCCGCGAAAAAGGUCAUCCAAGACGCCGAAUCAGCACUCGGUCCCAUCGACAUCUUAAUCAACAACGCAGGCAUGCAACUCGUUCGCAAACUCGAGGACGUGCAAGAUUUUGAGGAGGAAUGGUGGAAGCUUGUGGUCAUCAACUUGCGAGCUCCCGCGGCCCUCACCCACGCCGUCCUCCCCUCCAUGAUCGCCCGCAAGACCGGUAUCCUCCUCAACGUUGGUAGCGCAGCCGGCGCCCACGACAUCCCUUGGUGCUCAGCCUACGGCACCUCCAAACUCGCCGUAAUGAAACUCUACCAGAACCUCCCCGCCGAAAUCGGGCAGCACGGAAUUACCACCUUUAACGUCCACCCCGGCCAGAUCAUGACGGAUAUG